Molecule: messenger RNA, 1398 nt
Organism: Penaeus monodon (black tiger shrimp)
Lineage: Eukaryota; Metazoa; Arthropoda; Malacostraca; Decapoda; Penaeidae
Product: ankyrin repeat and SOCS box protein 3-like
Biological process (GO): positive regulation of transcription by RNA polymerase II
Cellular component (GO): nucleus
Molecular function (GO): protein binding; transcription cis-regulatory region binding
Source: RefSeq, a predicted model, not a curated record
GGACUGAAAGACAUCACUGAACUUCUCUUAGAAAAUAAAGCUGAUAUCAACAAGUGUGAUACUUCAGGCAGAAAUGCUCUUCAUGUUCUCAUGUUCAGUCAGUCCAAUGAUAAUGAGAUCCAACCAAUGCUCACUUUACUUCUCCAGAAAGGGAUUGAUGUGAACGUACAGAUGAAUGAUGGAACAACAUCUUUGAUGCUUGCUGUGCAGAGGAAGUGGGAGCAGACAGUAGAAAAACUUUUAGACAAUGGUGCUGAUGUUAACAUCGCAAAAACAGACGGAGUGUUAGCUCUUCAUUUUGGAAUUGAAUUUUGUUCUGAUGAAGCAAGCAAACCUUCAGAUGAAAAUGUAUGUGAGGAAAGUCUAGCUGCUGUCUCACCUGAACAACUCUGUAUCAUGAAGAAGAUUUUGGACCUUACUGACAAUACACUUAUCAUUCCAAAGUCAGCAGAAGCAAUCAAGUACAGUCUUUACCACUUGGCAGUUGAAUGGGACAAAUUCAACUGCCUGAAAUUACUUCUAGAAGCAAAUAUCCCUCCAGAUGCUUUUCUUCAAGAAACGAGUAAUGCCGUGUUGGAUGAGGCUGACGUUAGUCUUUUCCGUCAAGUUCCGCUAGUUCUCCCUCUGGAAAUUAAUGUUGACACCCCACUUGGAUUUCUUCUAUCAAAACCUUUCACAAGAGAGAGAAUAGAUACAGCAAAGUUAAUGAUCCACAAAGGAUGUUCAGUUAAUGCAGUAAAUAAAAAGACUUUACCUCCUCUGGUAGCUGUAGUAAAACAUCAGCGAGCUGUUUAUAGCAACAAUGACUUGGGGUGUGAAAUACUUGAGUUCCUUUUGGAACAUGGGAGCAAUAUUAUGUAUAAAAUAAGAGACUGUGAUAUUCUUCCAGUAACACUGUAUGUUGCAUCUUUAUUUAAUGUCGCUGCCUUGUUCAAGAUUCUGCAGCAUGGAGUUCCUGUUUCUCGGGUAUUCACUUAUGCAGCUCUGCAAGCACUUAGUCUACAUUACAGAUCAUCUUCAUUUUACACCAUAUAUCCAUUAUUUCCAUGGAGAGUCAUAUCCUGGCUCCAUACUGUUAACUUAUUUUUGCCACAAUUCAGCCUUGACACAGAUAUGUUAUUUGACCAGCAUAGAAUGGUAGAUGAUGAAAAUUUGUCAAAUGCUUGGAAAAACUUCAGCAAAACUAUUGGUUCCCCUAAAAGUUUGCAACAACUGUGUGUUUUAGCUGUCAGAGAGGCAGUUGGUACUGCAAAAGGUUGGCCUCGGCUGAUACACUUUCUGAAACAGUUAGAAUUCAUGAAUGCUCCACUCCCACCAAUAAUUAUGGACCUUUUAUUAUUUACGCAGGUAUGAUUGUUUAAACCUUAAUAUGUGCUUGAAUAUUUUAACCCAUUGGAU